AUGACACUGUCGGUGGUAUUGUCAGGGGUGAAUUUAACCUCCAAAGCGACAACCACGGAAAGCCAGUCUAUAAGAAGAACGGGCAGGUCAACGGCCUGGACGUCAUGUUAUAUUUCUGGGACGAUCGAGAUGGCCCGGACUUCUGUGGCUGGUGGUUUGGUCCAAAGGUUGGCGGAGAUCAGGUUUGGGCUUACCACCCAGAGAAGGCGCCAACGCCGCCCCUGA
Molecule: messenger RNA, 225 nt
Organism: Symbiodinium natans
Lineage: Eukaryota; Dinophyceae; Suessiales; Symbiodiniaceae
Source: the annotation of a GenBank genome assembly